UCCCGGGGUCAAUCCGUACGUUGCGGCCUAAUCGUCGCCGUUCAUCAGCAAACCCGUAGCGGUCUCGAUAGCCGACACUCCCCGGCGGAACGCAAUUAUCUGUGGGAAGGAACCGACAGCGAGCGUGCCGGUUUCAUUCCGUUCGGUCGUUCGGUCGAUAGUGGUCAGGCGCGUAUUUUCUGUGUGCGGCUUCAAGAUGGUGUUAUGUCACAUUCGCGCGACGGUACGGUUAAGCAAGCUGGUCGCUUCGACCGGUGCACAGAGUGCACUUCGUAGCCGUUUAUUCAGCAUCAGCAGUGCAGCUUUGAAAGAGCGACUUUUCACGGACAAGCAUGAAUGGGUGUCGGUGGAAGGAGAAGUUGGCACGGUUGGCAUUUCGAACUUUGCUCAGGAAGCCCUCGGUGAUGUGGUAUUCGCACAGCUGCCCGAUCCCGGAACCAAGUUAUCACAGAAGGACGAAUGCGGUGCGCUGGAAAGUGUGAAAGCAGCCAGCGAAGUCUAUUCACCCGUAUCAGGCGAGGUGACGGAGAAAAACGCAGCAGUGGAGGAGACGCCUGGUCUUGUAAACUCGUCCUGCUACGAAAAAGGUUGGCUAUUCAAACUGAAACUCACCAAGCCCGAUGAGCUAUCAAAGCUGAUGAGCGAAGAACAGUAUACGGAGUUUUUGAAAACUGCGGCCCACUAGAGGCAAGAAGUGCACUUGUGCAUGCGGCAACCAGCAAUGCGCCCAACUAUUGAUACCUACCGUUAAGUCCUACUGUAAUGCAAAUGAAUAGUGAGUGUUUGAUUGUGGGAAUAAAUGAAACAUUUCGU
This is a messenger RNA of Anopheles nili, 813 nucleotides long. RefSeq names its product glycine cleavage system H protein, mitochondrial (gene ppl). Gene Ontology annotation, cellular component: glycine cleavage complex; cytoplasm; mitochondrion. Lineage: Eukaryota; Metazoa; Arthropoda; Insecta; Diptera; Culicidae. Gene Ontology annotation, biological process: protein lipoylation; glycine decarboxylation via glycine cleavage system. The transcript is spliced from 4 exons. The record is from RefSeq and is a predicted model, not a curated record. Bases 197 to 685 code for a protein of 162 amino acids.